Molecule: messenger RNA, 312 nt
Organism: Aspergillus luchuensis
Lineage: Eukaryota; Fungi; Ascomycota; Eurotiomycetes; Eurotiales; Aspergillaceae
Exons: 1
Coding region: 1-312 (103 amino acids)
Source: RefSeq, a predicted model, not a curated record
AUGCCUGAUACAAAAUCCAUGGCCAUGAAUGAAGAUGAUGACCGAGACGGACGACCGGCCCACUCCGAGAAGGAUUCCUUCGAGAAGCAGCGUUGGGUUUUCACACACGGUACAUCGAACAAGGGUGGUCGGGAGUAUGAUAGGCUGUUCAGAUUGGAGCCCCAGAAGUUCCUAAUUGAAGUGGCAGUGGAUCGACCAGCGGGAGGCAGACGGCGAGAAUUGCCCGGAACAUGGAUUGGCGUUGAGAGCCCGAGACAGGGGAACCUCGAGUCGCUUCCCGGGCAUGACUCGCCCUAUCGAUCGCGUGGGUGA